AAGAAGCAAACAGCUGCUUUUACAGCAAGUGUUUUACUAAAAUAAUUUUUUAGAUUAAAUAAAAAUUGUAUUUAAUUUAGUUUAUAUUUCGUAUAUUUGUUUUAUAAUUGUUAUUUAUUCAUAACAUAAAGCUUAUUAAGAGUGACGAAAAAUUGGAAGUGGUGAAGAAUAUAAAUUUCAUAUUCUACUAGGAACAUAAUAAAAUAAUUGCUAUUAUCUAGCUGUCGUCCUAACGUCCGAAAAUAAACAAUUAAUGACAUUUUAUUAAAGCAGCACUUGUAGGAUCUCCGCAAACAUGUCGAAUGGCAAUCGAGGUCCCGGUCCCAUACCUAAUCGUUGGCUGUAUUGUCCACGCAAAAGUGACACGAUUAUAGCAGAGAAAUUUUUGGCAUUUAAGACCCCAUUGAGUGAUGCAUUCACUAGCCAAAUGCCCAUGGAAUGUAUUUUCAUGCCAGACAUGAUAUUCGGCUAUUGCAAAUCAUUGAAAUUAAAAUUGGGACUUUGGAUCGAUUUAACGAAUACAAAACGAUUUUACGAUCGUGCCGUGGUCGAUGCCCAGGGAGCCCAAUAUGUUAAGUUGCAAUGCCGGGGUCACGGGGAAACUCCCUCUCCCGAGCAAACACGAUCCUUUAUAGAAAUUGUAGAUAAUUUUAUCAAUGAAAGACCAUUUGAUAUUAUUGCGGUACACUGUACGCAUGGAUUUAAUCGUACUGGUUUUCUGAUUGCUUCCUAUUUGGUUGAGCGUUUGGAUUGUUCGGUUGAGGCUGCAUUGUCCAUGUUUGCGACAGCCAGAGCACCAGGCAUUUAUAAACAGGAUUAUAUAAACGAGCUAUAUCGCCGUUAUGAAGACGAGGAAGACGCCACCCCGGCACCAGAACUACCAGCCUGGUGUUUGGAAUAUGAUGACUCAGGUCAUGGCGGCGGCGGUGGUGGACAAAAGCGUAAACAUGAGGAAUCUGCACACUCUUCUAAUUCUCAGCAAGCUUUAGCUGCUCGCCAACAACAUUCCAAUGGUAGUUUAGGUCUAAUAGAGUCCUUAGAUGAUGACAAUCAGGCCGAUGAGGCAGAUGGUAACGAUGAUGGUGCCGAGGACGACGGCAAAGACGGUAAUGGUGAGGGUAGACCACGCAAAAAGCGACGACGUGAAUUGAUAGUUAAAAAUGCCACCUUCAUGGAAGGUGUGCCAGGAGUUGUUUGGGUACAAGACCAACCACGCCUGGGCGAAUUACAACAGAAAGUUCAAGACAUGUGUGGCUGGAAAAAGAGUGGUUUCCCCGGCUGCCAACCUGUGUCUAUGGAUCGUAAUAAUAUAAAACGAUUACACGAAAUACCAUAUCGCGUAUCAUGGAAGGCUGAUGGCACAAGAUAUAUGAUGUUAAUAAAUAAACGAGAUGAAAUUUAUUUCUUCGACCGCAAUAACUCAUGCUUCCAAGUGGAAAACUUGACUUUUGUCAAGUCUACAAAUCUUAAUGAACACUUGGAGGAUACGCUAAUCGAUGGAGAAAUGGUUUUGGACAAAUAUAAAGGCGAAAUAAUGCCACGCUACCUCAUCUACGAUAUCAUUAAAUUCUCCAAUCAUGAUAUUGGCAAGGAGCCAUUCUUUCCCAAUCGCCUAAAAUGCAUCAAAAGAGAACUUGUUGAGCCUCGCAUCAAAGCCAUCGAAAAAGGUAUCAUUAAUCGUCCUUCGGAGCCAUUUAGCAUACGCAACAAAGAAUUUUGGGAUAUACGACAAUCAGCUUCUCUGUUGGGUGAAAAGUUUGCAAAAUCUUUGUUGCACGAACCCGAUGGCUUGAUAUUUCAACCAUCGGAACAACCUUACACAGCGGGCGUGUGUUCUGAUGUCUUCAAAUGGAAACCGUUGGACAUGAAUUCCGUGGAUUUCCGCAUGAAAAUUCACACUGAAGAAGGUCUUGGCAUUGUAAAAUGCAAAGUGUGUCUUUUGUUCGUGGGAGGACACGACGUACCAUUUGCUCAAAUGAAAUACACUAAAGAACUUAAGGAUUUGGAUAAUAAGAUUGUAGAGUGUACGGUUAAUCAAAAAGGACAAUGGGAAUUUAUGCGUGAAAGAACCGACAAGACUUUGCCCAACAGCUAUAAUACGGCCGUAUCUGUGAUUGAGAGUAUACGAAAUCCGGUUACAAAAGAGAUUCUUUUAAAUUAUAUUGCCCAAUAUGGUUAUCGUAAUGACAAUGACAUGAUGCCACCACCACGUAAUAUACACCAUCACCACCAGCAAAAUCCCCAUCAUCAACAACAACAGCAGCAGCAGUUUAGACCUCCUUCUCAAUAAAUGCAGUUAUAAAUUCAUGUCGAAAUUACUUUCUCAAAAAAAAUCAGACAGGCAGACACAAUUUUAACUAGUUAUUAAAAUGAUGUUUUUUAAUUAAAUUAAUUAAUACUACAACUUA
Messenger RNA from Lucilia sericata (common green bottle fly), 2408 nucleotides. RefSeq names its product mRNA-capping enzyme (gene mRNA-cap). The transcript is spliced from 6 exons. Lineage: Eukaryota; Metazoa; Arthropoda; Insecta; Diptera; Calliphoridae. The record is from RefSeq and is a predicted model, not a curated record. The coding region runs from base 296 to 2290 and encodes 664 amino acids. Gene Ontology annotation, molecular function: protein tyrosine/serine/threonine phosphatase activity; ATP binding; mRNA guanylyltransferase activity. Gene Ontology annotation, biological process: 7-methylguanosine mRNA capping; dephosphorylation.